CUCGGGUAGUGUAUUCUGGUCAGCGGCAUAAACAUUCCAUCAACAACAGAAAAUUGAAGUCAAAAUGAUCAGUUGUUGUGAUUUCAAAAUCAUUCAAAUAUACAUAAUUCAUUAGCCCUACAAGCAAUAUCAUACUUUCAAGAUGGAUCCUGAAUUUGAAGCAGCUUUAAAAAAGCCUCAAUAUUUUAAAGAGUUUGCAGAAGAAUGGCAUGCAAGCAGAAUUGAUUUAUUUAGACUGACGCUCACAAGCGGCCCAAAUGAGGUCCCAAAGUUUCAUGGAGUUAUACGUUUUUAUUUCCAAGACCAGGGUCAAAAAGCUUCCACUAAAUGUCUCAGAUUCAACAAUGAGCAAACUGUUAGUGAUAUUAUGCCACAAUUGAUCGAAAAAUUUUGUCCAGAUAUGAAGAUGCUGUCAACUCCAAAUUAUGAACUAUUCGAAAUACAUUCUACUGGAGAUGUUCGAAAAUUAUCAGCAAAUGAAAAACCUCUUCUAGUUCAAUUGCUUUGGCAUAAGGAUGAUAGAGAAGGUCGUUUUCUGUUAAAAAGUGCAAAUUUAAAAGUUCAAGCAAGAAACUUCUUUGUUCCAGAAGAAGAUAGUAGAAAGAAAGAAGAAAGUGUCAUUCAACGUUCAGUUUAUCGUUUAUCAAGAAAAUACAGAAAGAAAAGAAAAGAAGAGAUGAACCGGAAAAGAAAUGCUACCACUGAAAAAGAUGCUGCGAUGGCACAAGAACUGUUUAGAGAUUUACCAGAAAGUACACUAACAAGAACAAAGUCAAAUCCAGAAGCAGUCAUGAGAAGAAGAAGACACCAAAAAUUGGAAAAAAGAAUAAAAGAGUUUCAAAAUAAAGGUGGACCACAGACAGGAGGCAUUUUGAAAAUAUUCGCUGAGAGCCUUAAGCCAGAAAUUCCAUACAAAACAAUUUUGGCAUCUGUAAAAGACAAUACUAAGGUUGUUACACAAGCUGCAUUGGAAAAAUUUUUGCUUCCAAAAGAAGACCCAGAAGAAUAUUGCAUAGUUAUGGCUAUAAUCCCUGCAGGAGUUCCAAACCCAGUUCCAAAAGAACGAAUAAUACGGCCUUCGGAUUGUCCAUUAGCCAUUCAGAAUAGUUGGCCAAAAGAAAAUGGUGUAAUCACUUUUCACCUUCGUAAAAACGGACUCUUUUCAAAGAAGAAUAGUAAUAAAAGCAAUGAGAAAAACAAAUCCACAUCUAAUCCACCAAACAAGCGUAAUAAGAAGGGAGUCCAAAAAGCCAACUCUUCUGACUCGGAAAAAAAUAAUGAACGGAACAAUGAUGGCGGCAGUAAUGAGCCUCCAGAAGGAUUUUCUUGUGGCAAUAUUGUUGAUAGAGAUAUACUGCCCUAUUUCUUAGAGCUUACACCAGAAGGCAAAGAAAUUAAUUAUAAACCUAAAAUAUAUUAUAUUAGGCCUAAUGAAACCAUUAUUGGAAGCAGUAGAAAUCCGAGCCCUGAUGUACAAUAUCUUCAGUUAUUUUCGCCUAAAAUUCUUGCAUCACACUGUUCUAUAGUAAAUGCACUUGGCACAGUAUCUAUUGUUCCUCAUGGACCCGAGGCAGAUGUAAGAGUUUCUGACCAAAGAAUAUAUGAUAACACUCUACUGCACUCUGGUGAUGUUGUACAAUUUGGAGGACUGCAUACAUUUCGUUUCCACAAUCCUAAUGAUGAUCCACCUGAACGUAACAGUAUUGGAAGUGAUGAAAACCUUUCACCAUACAAGUCCAGUGUUAGUAGUCCUCCACUAUCUCCAGAGCUCAUAGAAAUGGUUUUGAAUGAACAAACUGGAAGUGCAGUUGAUGAAGAUGGUAAUGGUGUUGAUGAUGAAAUGGCUUCAAUCAAGCCAGUAAAAGUUAUUCAUGGAUAUGGGAGUCUUGAAGAUGUCAGUCAACCGUCAAUGAAAGGAAGGCUGAGUCGUCAUUCUGUGUCUGACCUAUUAGACAUGGAUAAUAAUGUUGAGGAGAAUCUCCUUCCAGCUGCAUUAACAUUUUUAAAUCAUGGCAGAGAUGCUUUCUUUGCAGCAAUCAUUAGUGGGAUAAAUGUGAACUUUAAACUUGCACCAACAUACACUCUCUACCUUGCAGCAAGACAUAUAAUAUCUCCUGACUUUCAGCCUGGUCUGAAUGAAACUAAUCGCAUGAAGCUGUUGUCUAGUAUAACAAAAGGAAUUGCCUCAAGUAUUCAACAGACUAUUCAGGAAAAUGAUAGAUUAGCGGGUGGUUUAGCUUUCUGGAUGGCAAAUGCAUCAGAGCUUCUUCACUUCUACAGACAAGAUAGUACUAUUGGGCCGUUGACAAAGAGUGCUCAAGCAAUACUUGCUCAGUCAAUACAAGAAGCCUUUGCAUUACUUGUAAAUGCAAUGGAAGAAGAAUUAUCACUUGCACUUCCUGCUUUUUUUGAUCCAUCAGAAUAUGUAGACAUACGUUCUGAUGAACUAAACGAAAUCCUAAAUGAUGAUUUGCUAGAACGUGCUGAGUCGGUGGAGUUAUUAAACUGGACAAAUGAUGGUCCUUUUAGUGUUACUCCCAUGGAUGCAGAUGGUAGACCUCUAAGUAGUGGACAGUGGAUCGCACCAGGUGCUCGUAUUAGACACAAUGGAUCACCAGUUAUGGCUGAUAUUUUAUACAUCUUGUCCUCUGCCAUGUCUUUGUUAAGACGAUGUCGUGUUAAUGCAGCUCUAACUAUUCAAUUAUUCUCACAACUGUUUCAUUUUAUCAACAUGUGGACGUUCAAUCGUAUUGUGUUUGAACCCCAACUUAGAUUAUGCAGUGAACUGUGGGGUCAUUGUUUACGUAUGAGAUUAAGUUUUAUAGAGGCCUGGGCUGAACGACAAGGAUUGGAAUUAGCAGCUGAUUGCCAUUUAGCAAGAAUAGUUCAGACUGCCCACCUCUUGGAAGCACCGAAAGAUAAUGCUGAAGAUAUAUCUAACAUUGCAGAGGUGUGUUUUAAGCUAAAUUCACUACAGUUGCGGUAUUUGUUGGAAAAUUAUCUACCAGAACCAGAUGAGCCUGAAAUACCACAAGAGUUGAUUGAACACAUUGUCAAAGUAGCAGAAAGCACUUCUGAUCAAUUAACACACAAUGAUGGCCGUGAUGUCAAAUUGGAAGAAGACUUUCAGUUGCAACUCCCUUUCCUUUUGCCAGAAGAAGGUUAUUCAUCCGAUAUUAUACGUGGUGUACCUGUAGGUUUGCAAGAGUUUUUGGAGCCAUUAUGUGAAACUGGGUUGUGUGAAUUAACUAUUAAUCCACUCUCCAGUGGAUUAUGGACAGUGUAUCAAGAACCUUAUGAAAUCGGAGGUUCUGAUGAUGGUACAGAAAGCCUAAUGGGAGAAGCUCCACCAAUUCAAAGAGUUACCAUCAACAAGGGAAAGAGUGGUCUGGGACUCAGCAUAUGCGCUGCAAAGGGCGCACAAUCGGAAUUUAAUGGGAUUUACAUAAAAGCAGUUAUAGCAGGAAGUGUUGCUGAUCAGGAUGGUAAUCUUGAAGCUGGCGAUCAGAUCAUUAGUGUGAAUGAAAGUAGUUUAAUUGACGUCACACAGAAACAGGCUGCUAGAAUAAUGGGUAAAAGUGGUCCUAUUAUUACGUUAGAAGUAAUGAAACAUGCUGCCUUCCACCAUGGCUUAGAAAAACUUGUCGAGAACGAUGAGAACAUGCCAAAUGUUGUUCCGCCACCAAGACCGGAGGAACCUGAGAAAGUACACGUUAAUAGUAACAACAGCCAACAUUAUGACCAAGAGAAGAGAUACCAUGACCAAAAAAACCUUCGAGAAGUCGUUGACGGUUAUCCCGAAGAUCAAGCCGUUAUAUCACAUUACAACAAGCCAUAUCCCGAUGAGCACAGUGUGGAGACGUUUAACGAAUCAGAUUACGACUCAGAUGGUAAUUUAUUGACUCCCGAAGAAAAAGCUACUCGAGCUAAGUUGCGACAAAGACAGUUGGAGUAUGAGAUGAGGCUAGCAAGGAUGGAAGAAGAACGAAAGUUUCAAGAAGAGGAGCUAAAGCUUCAGGAGGAAGAGCGCCGCAUGCAAGAGGAAGAAUUGUUAAGAAAACAGCAACAUGACGAGGAACUGGGGCGACGGAGAAGCGAAGCAGAAGAAUGGGCAAGAGCUGAAGAGUUGGAGCUGGAAAGAGAGGCUGAAAAAAGAUACGAGGAAGAAGCAAGACAACGUCGACUGGAAGAAGAAAGAGAAAAAAUGCGUCUUGCGAAAGAAAGAGAAAAGGAGCUAGCUGAGGAAAGACGGCGGGAAGAAGAAGGAAUCAGAGAGAAAAUGCGUCUUGCAGAAGAAAAACGUGCUUGGGAAGAAAAAUUGGCUGAAGAAAAGAGACGCCAAGAAGAACAGCUAGAAGUCGAAAGACAGCGGCAAGAAGAAAGAAGAAGAAAAGAAGAACAUGAGAGGUUACACAGAAUAAAAGCUGAGGAGGCGAAAAGGCGACAAGAAGAAGAGGAAAUGAAGAGACACGAAGAAGAACGAAUCAGGAAAGAGGAAGAAAUGAGAAGAGUUGAAAAAGAGGAAAGGAUUAGACAAAUGAAGGAAGAACAAGAGAGAAAAAGACGGCAAGAUAUAGAAGAUCAGAAAGCAAGAGAAGUUGAAGAACAGAAACGUAGGGACUACUUUUUAGCUGAACAGCAAAGACGUCAAGAAGAGGAAGAAAAAAAAGCUGAAGAAGCAAGACGAAAAGAAAAGCAAAAACUGAUAGAAGAAAGGCGUAAAAAGGAGGAGGAGAGAAAGAAAGAGCAAGAACUUCGUUACCAAAAGAAGGAAACCGAACGACCGAAAAGUUUCCCCGCCGUUAAAAAGGAGCCCGAACGGCUUGAUAUGCGUGAAUUAGAUAGAGAAAUGGCGAGUAUUGAUGAUGCGUUACGAGAAGCCGAAAAGAUUGCGGCAGAGAUGGAUUUGUUUAUGAUGGAAGAAGAACAAAAAAUUGAAGAGGAUGUAAAACAGAAACACAGACGUGAAGAGAAAGAGUGGAGUGCGGUGGAUGCUUUCACAAAGAAGGAUAUCAACCAUAACAACACACCAGCUAAACCACAAAAGGUAUACAGAGUUGAAACCAAAAAUGUUAUUAAGAGAUAUUCGUCGCGAGAAAAUUUGUUAGAAACUGAUUUAGAUAGCACAGACUUUCUUCCUCCUCCUCCUGAGAAUCUUCUUUCUGAUAAAGAUACGUAUUCAAAUGUACGAACAAGUAAAUAUGAGACGAACAUUGACUCGUCGAGUGAUGAAGAAGAAACUUAUAAUUCUUACAACAGACCUAAUGAGGCUAUGUCUGAACAACAGCGGUGGAUAAAAGAACAGAAAGAAAAACGCGAGAGACAGAAACAAGAACAAGACCGUCUACGUCAAGAUCGAAUCAAAAAACAAGAGCAGGAGAAAGAAAAGAGGAUGUAUGAACUCGAGAUGAAGAAAGAACAGGAGGCCAGAGAAAUGAACGAAUACUUACGUUCAAAGCAAGAGCGCGAAAGAAAAGAGCGCGAAAUAGAGAACCAAAGACAACCACCGCCUGUUGUGAAACCAAGAAAUUUCAAACUAAAAAACCAAAUCAACUUUGGUAUGAGUGAUUCUGUGCGAGGUGAAUACAAAUCAAAAGCGGAACAGGACUUUGAUAGACGACGUUCAGAAAUAGAUAAUCUUCCGUAUGUUAGAAAUUCAGUUACUAAUUAUUCAUCAGACGAAGAUGCACCCCCACGCCCACCGCCUCCCAAGAAUAUACCUGCUAGUCCACUAACGCCUCCUACACAACAACCAAAUAAAUUUAAAUACUCGUCGACCAAUGGUUACCAAAAUAACAGAUCUCCACCACGAAGCAAUGAGAUAUCCAGCGAUAGCGGUCUCUUCAACCACUCUGGUCACACUGCUUUUAAUAAACGUACUCCGGAACCUGCAGUUGUAAAUCAGGGUGUUGGUGAACCCGAAGUUCUUGAUUUUAGGGCGAAGAUGAAAUUGUUUGGUAGUUUCCAAAGCUGAAAUGAAGUUAAUUACGAGAUAAUUAUAACGAGAAAUCUAUAUGUUCGUCUGCGCAGAUAUUAUUUAUUGUACAAUAUUAUAUAUUUAUUGUCUUAAAAUAGAACGAAAAACUAACCAACUACAAGUAUAUGGUAACCUCAUAUCAAAGAUGUACCUUGUAUUUGAUGCAUUUCUUGUUAAACUCAUAUUUUUAAUUGGCGGUGGAAAAUAUUUGUCGCUGGUAAUUGGGCAAAAGUCUUCGUCAUCAUCGUCAUCAUAAAAUUAUCGAAAUCAACAAAUUCUAAAUUGACAUUUUGUUUUGCUUAACAACCGAGAGAAAGAUUUUUAGAUAUUUUUUAGAUACCUCUUCGUGGUCGUUUUUCGCAUAAGUAAGUUUUGGAUAAUUUAUAGGCUAUGUAUGUUGCUAGAGGCUUUGUAGUGAGCCUCCUCCAGCUUAGACAAUGCCCUUUAUAAAUUUAUCGACCCUAAGACUAAGAAAUUAUUCCACCUUUAUCUUUAAAGAGGAAAAUUGAUAAUUCUUUGCAGAUAACUUGACAAUUUUGUGGAUAGUGUAAUUGUAAUUAAAUAUGAAUUUUUAAUCAUUUUAUGAAAGUAGUAUAUGAAUUGUGUCGAAUUUCAUAGUAUUUUUUGAUUGACUACUUAAUUUUACUUUCAUUUUUUUUCUACAGCAAUUUAUUUAUUAAUUAUCACAACUUUUAUUUCUCGCUGUGUCUGUCGUGUAGGUCGUGUAUGUUAAUGGAUACCUCUCAUUGUGGAGGUCGGUUUGGUGAAAGAUUUUUUCGUAGUGACAUGGUAAUUUUAGCGUCUUUUUUUUACAUAAAACAAGCUAGAAAAUCAUGAUUUUAAAGUUAAAACAAUUCAGUCGAUAUAUACAUGACGUGACUACACGCUGCUUUCAAUCAUUGUGGUUAAUUCUGAGAAGCGUAAACAUAUUUUUCGCCAUAUUGUGUGUUUAACGUGGUUGUUUUUCCCUCAUGCGAUACCAAACCUCACUUCAGCAUGUGGAAAGUGUAAUGUAUGUAUAUAUUAUCUGUUAGUGAUAUUAUCAAUCCUGAAAAAGAUAAGCUUUUAUACUA
Messenger RNA from Hydractinia symbiolongicarpus, 7050 nucleotides. Its product is annotated as afadin-like. The transcript has 20 exons. Bases 143 to 5974 code for a protein of 1943 amino acids. Lineage: Eukaryota; Metazoa; Cnidaria; Hydrozoa; Anthoathecata; Hydractiniidae. The record is from RefSeq and is a predicted model, not a curated record. Gene Ontology annotation, biological process: signal transduction. Gene Ontology annotation, molecular function: protein binding.